This is a messenger RNA of Seminavis robusta, 796 nucleotides long. The record is from the annotation of a GenBank genome assembly. Lineage: Eukaryota; Bacillariophyta; Bacillariophyceae; Naviculales; Naviculaceae.
AUUCUCGUUUUCACCAUCCAACAUCCAACUUCUUAGCCAACUUCUCAAACUCUCACAAAAUCAAAUCGGCUCCAGCCACAAACAAAAGCAACAGCAACCAGACAAACAAAGUAAUAAUGCACAACAUGAGGAAAUCAGUUAGCUUCGGUGAGAUCUCCGUCUCCGAGUUGAAGGAGGCUGACACUCCCCAGCAGAAUGCCCUUUGGUAUAACAAAGAUGAAAUCAUCUCAAUCCGUAAGAGUGCGAAGAGUGUGUCGGCGACGGAGGAUGGUUGCACCCGAGGCCUGGAACUCACCGAAGAGAAUAUCAAGCGACGACUGCGCCACGUUCAAAGCGUACUGGAACUUCAGGAUGAGCACAGAGAACAAGACCUCGUCGAUGAAAAGGGACUGCAAAGAUAUGCCAGUGCUCUCAGCAAGGAUGAAGCCAAGCAAGCACAACGAAGAGCCUCCCUGGACUCUGUUAACGCUUUCCAGUUGUACAAGGAAGAACAAAAUGAUUCACUUUCCUCUUUCCUGACGGCUGCAUCUGCCGAAGAGUACUCCAAGCCAACUCGCCGAAUGAGCCUCAAGCCAGUCCGCCGUCCCAGCAUGGCCAACAAGUCCAUGCGUCGAAUCAGCACCAUGCCAAAAUUGUCUUCAUGAACACGAAGCACAUCUUCGACACUUACUUUUUUAGGUCAUUAGGGCGCAUCGUGUCUACCAUAGAGCCAAGCAUCAGAAAAGAGCGCUUGUGAGACAAGACGCAAAUAGAAUAGAACAACAGAUAAUACUUUCUAAAGGGAACAUUGCACGUU